CCUUCUUCCAGGCACUGCACUCCUGGCUCCUUCGUACAUCAUCAGGCAAGCUCUGAAGCUCGGUAGGCAAGAAGAAACAUCCGGAGACGCAGCCUGUCUCGAAUCAAGAGGGUAAGAUGGCAUCGACAUUGUCAUUCCCCAUCAUCGACAUGGGUCUGCUCCGCGGGGACGAGCGGCCGGCGGCGAUGAACCUUCUGCACGAUGCAUGCGAGAACUGGGGCUUCUUCCAGGUCCUGGACCACGGCAUCUCGACGGAGCUGAUGGACGAGGUGGAGAAGAUGACCAAGGAGCACUACAAGAGGGUGCGGGAGCAGAGGUUCCUCGAGUUCGCGAGCAAGACGCUGGAGGACGGCGGCAAGGCGGCGGAGAACCUGGACUGGGAGAGCACCUUCUUCGUGCGCCACCUCCCGGAGCCCAACAUCGCCGAGAUACCCGACCUCGACGACGACUACAGGCGGGUGAUGAAGCAGUUCGCGUCGGAGCUGGAGAGGCUGGCGGAGCGGCUGCUGGACCUGCUCUGCGAGAACCUCGGCCUGGAAAAGGGGUACCUCACGCGCGCGUUCCGUGGCUCCAAGGGCGCCCCCACCUUCGGCACCAAGGUCAGCAGCUACCCUCCCUGCCCGCGCCCGGACCUCGUCAAGGGCCUCCGCGCCCACACCGACGCCGGCGGCAUCAUCCUGCUCUUCCAGGACGACCGCGUCGGCGGGCUCCAGCUGCUCAGGGACGGCGAGUGGGUGGACGUGCCGCCCACGCGCCACUCCAUCGUCGUCAACCUCGGCGACCAGCUGGAGGUGAUCACCAACGGCAGGUACAAGAGCGUGCUCCACCGCGUGGUCGCGCAGACCGACGGCAACCGUAUGUCCAUCGCAUCCUUCUACAACCCGGCCAGCGACGCGGUCAUCUUCCCGGCGGCGGCGCUGGUGGAGGCGGAGGCGGCCGGCGGGGCGUACCCGAGGUUCGUGUUCGAGGACUACAUGAAGCUGUACGUGCGCCACAAGUUCGAGGACAAGGAGCCCAGGUUCGAGGCCUUCAAGUCCAUGGAGACCCACAGCUCCAAUCUCAUCGCUACUGCAUAGAGGUCUGAGAAUAAGGCUUCAAAACUGUGUCGAGUCACACAGAUGGAUGAAUAAAAGCUUCAAAACUGUGUCGAGUCACACAGAUGAAUCGCUAGUUGCCGUGGGGUCGGUCAUGUGUUUGUUUGGUAGCUAAUUUAUGUUUCGUUUUAUGAUGACUACCUCUGUACCGAAAUACUUGUAGUUGGGGUACAGAGGGAGUAUCAUGCUGUUGUUUUUUUGGGGGAGAUGUAUCAUGUUGUUUCUGAUUGAAUGACGUAUCAUGCUCAAAGACAACGAAGUCUCGGUUGAAUGA
Triticum dicoccoides is the source of this 1368-nucleotide messenger RNA. Its product is annotated as 1-aminocyclopropane-1-carboxylate oxidase 1-like. Bases 117 to 1076 code for a protein of 319 amino acids. NCBI's taxonomy places the organism in Eukaryota, Viridiplantae, Streptophyta, Magnoliopsida, Poales, Poaceae. The transcript is spliced from 2 exons. The record is from RefSeq and is a predicted model, not a curated record.